AUAAGUUUUCCCGUAAUGGGCUGGGCUUAUUAUGAUUUGGGCGCGCACCUAUAGCCAUCUGUUUUGCUUCCUAAACCCAACGAAGGAACCUGCGUCUCUCGGAGAAGCCCAGCGAUUAAACGGGAAACGUGAGAGGCAUCUCGGAGAAGAAGAAGAGGAGGAGUGUGGAGAGGAGGAGAUGUCGACGAUUUACGUGCUAGAGCCACCGACAAAGGGAAAGGUCGUUGUGAAUACAACUCAUGGCCCAAUCGACAUCGAGCUUUGGCCGAAGGAGGCGCCCAAAUCCGUACGGAACUUCGUUCAACUUUGCCUCGAGGGUUACUUCAACAACACCAUCUUCCACCGUGUUAUUCCCGGAUUUCUCGUUCAAGGCGGUGAACCCACCGGCUCCGGCACCGGUGGAGAGAGUAUAUAUGGAGGUGUCUUUGCCGAUGAAUUCCACUCAAGACUGAGAUUCAACCACCGAGGGAUUGUGGCCAUGGCUAAUGCAAGCUCACCCAAUUCAAACGGAAGUCAGUUCUUUUUCACUUUGGAUAAGUCCGAUUGGCUUGAUAAGAAGCACACUAUCUUUGGGAAGGUAACGGGUGAUUCAAUCUUCAAUCUUCUAAGACUAGGAGAAGUUGACACGGAUAAGGAUGAUCGUCCCCUGGAUCCUGCCCCAAAAAUAUUAUCUGUUGAGGUUUUGUGGAACCCUUUUGAAGAUAUUGUUCCUAGAGUGUUAGCAAAGGCAUCACAUGAACCUGUUGCUGAAGUCAAGGAACCCCAAAAGAAGCCCGUGAAGAAAUUGAGUUUACUGUCAUUCGGAGAUGAAGCUGAGGAAGAGGAGAAGGGACUGGCAGUUGUAAAGCAAAAGAUUAAGAGCAGUCAUGACGUGUUGAACGAUCCUCGACUUUUGAAGGCAGAAGCUACAGAUAAAGAACGGAGUGCAUCUGACUCGAAGGAGGUGCUGUCUGUGCGGGAAGCUCUGAGUUUAAAGAAAGAAGCGGCUCAAAAAGAUAAAAGCUUGUCUGUAUCUGAUUCUGUUGGACGUGGUGAUGAUGACGAUGAUGAUGAUGAUGAAGAUGAGACUAAAUUUGAUGCAAAGAUGAGGAAUCAAGUGCUUAGCAGAAGGAAAGAGAUGGGAAAUACGCCUUCAAAACCAACUCAGAAAAAGAUUGUAGUCACGCUUGUCAAUGACCUCUCCAUCAAGAAGAAACUAACUAAAGAUGCCAUGAAUGCUCUCAUCUAUGCCCAAUGGCCUGAUGUGUCAAGCAGUGAAGACAAGAAACCAAGGAUGAAAAAGUUAUCCUUGAAGAGAAGGGGAAUUGGUUCAGAAGCCAAAGCCGAACGAAUGGAGAAAGGAGACACUGAUUUACAGCUUUACAACGCUUCUGAACGCGCCCGACAGUUACAUAAGUUAAAAAAGCGCAGACAGCAAGGAAAUGAGGAUGCUGUGUUGGCAAAACUCGAGAAAUUUAAGCAGUCCAUUGCUGCAAUACGAACCUCGAGUAGUGAACCAGGAGACAAUGAGGAAGAAGAUGUCUCUGAUUGGAAGAAAGUAAAGCUCAAGUUUGCACCCGAGAGUGGCAAGGAUAAAAUGUCACGCAAUGAUGAUCCAGAUGCAUAUGUUGUGGUUGACCCUCUUCUUGAAAAGGGAAAAGAAAAGUUCAACAAAAUGCAAGCCAAGCAAAAACGGAGGGAGCGAGAAUGGUCAGGAAAAUCUCUUGCCUGAGUUAUGAAAUCUUAAUAAUUCGGUUUUGUUGCUUCAUAAGAUGCCUAUUCAGUGACAAAAGCUCUCCAGUUGGAUACAUACAGAGAGAUGAGCUUAAACGGAAGGUCAUAAGCUCAUAUGAGACGGCUCUAGUAUGUUGUUGAUAGAUACAUGUUUUGUAGGAAAUUUAGCUAUGUGAAAUGUUUUCAAACCCUUUUAGCUUGCAUUUUAUCUCUUAAUGGCCGGAAAGUUUUAUAAAAUAUCUAUAGAAAGAAUCUGGCAUGCCUUGCUAUUAAAAGUGAUGUUUCAUUCUUCACGCCUGGUGUCGACAAUGUCUCUUUGCUAAUAAACUACUAAUAAAUUAAACUCCUUGAGCUGGC
Messenger RNA from Thlaspi arvense, 2070 nucleotides. NCBI's taxonomy places the organism in Eukaryota, Viridiplantae, Streptophyta, Magnoliopsida, Brassicales, Brassicaceae. The record is from the annotation of a GenBank genome assembly.